CUAUAUAUCUGUAACCUGACAUUCUGUACGAUUGCUCUCCAUGUUUGGCGUUUUCAGAACCGUUGAAGAGAUCUACUUCAUCAAGGAUACUGUGGACGUCCUCUCUAUUAGCAUUCACCAGCUUUUUGAAGGUUGAAGAUGUUACAUCCCAGACAGUUCUGAAAUCACACGGAAUAAUCACUUACUGCUAUUCCAAGCUUAUGCAGAUCAUAGCGUCUGACAUAUUCGCCGAACGAUUGAAGAAAUACGGAAUCACUUCGAACUCUUGGCAUCCAUUCGUUUCCAAGACGCAGAUCUUUGAAAACUCCAUCAAACAUGGCGAUGGGCUACUGUUCGUGCUGCUUAUCGCCAUGCCGAAAGUAUCAAGCUAUAUAGCUGAUUUACUUAAGAAACGGAUAAAGAAUGCUAAACAUUUAUCCACUGAUGGAAUAGUUGUAUACUUUAACGCCUGUUCAAAGCAAGUAUCCUCAAACCAGAAAUUUCAGAUCGAUCAACACCUUGCUAUAGCCAUUCACAAGGAAAUGGAGAAACGAUUUAACGGGAAAGUGCAACAAACUUUUGUUUCAACUGCAUUAUGUGGCAGCUCCCAACAAAACCAGGAUUCUAAAAAUGAAUUUUAUUUUUAUAUAUGCAACUCCAUGGCACAAUCAAACAUACCAUGGAAUAAGUUAGAACAACAGGCGUUCCCAAAAGCAAUAAUGGAGCUGGAAACUACCCAGUUGUCAUUAAACGACUCUUUCAUAAUCAUAGAAAAGGUGAUUGAAGAACUAAGUCUCAUUCCUGGAGAAAUUGGAAACAAAAUUAGGGUUAAAUGGGAAAGUGUUUUAUCUCGCCAUCCUGGAUACCAACAAAUAAAAAAUGUUUGUUUCAUUUUGAAAGGACUGAACGAAAGUGAUCCGGAUAUUAAAAUGAAGCCUUCAGACAUAGCUUCCUUGAAAUUUGCGCCGAUCACAUCGUGUGAUGUGGAGCGUUCAUUUUCGGCUUUUAAAAGUUUAUUAACAGACGCCAUAAUUUAAGCAUGGAUAGUAUUAACCAGUUAUUAGUUUUAUACUGCAACCCUAUCGUUUAACUUUUUGUGUGUGUUAGUUUGGAUUAGUACUGUACUGUUCUUUACAGAAAAAC
Molecule: messenger RNA, 1122 nt
Organism: Acanthoscelides obtectus
Lineage: Eukaryota; Metazoa; Arthropoda; Insecta; Coleoptera; Chrysomelidae
Source: the annotation of a GenBank genome assembly